UUCAGGGACUUCGACAGAUUCACGUGUCCAUAAGCCAGAGAAUCAUCAUAGCUGUCUUCAACAACAGGCUUCACCUGUCUCAUCUCAUCUUCUAUUUAACCCACAAAAGGAGAGGAACAUGUCAUCAACAUCUUUUGACAAGAUCCUGCGACCCAUUUUGGCCGCUAUUUUUUUUCUGGGAUUUUCUUUCACUGCCUUUUUUAUGUAUUUUAAGCCAACCACUAGCUGGUUAUAUGACAUUGUAGAGUCAACAACAUCCACAGUUGAAGAAAACAAGCCCUUCUUCACUAAAAGUGCUACAAAUGUUACCAUAGUGCUACUCUGGUUUUGGCCCUUUGGACAAAUCUUUGACCUGAACGUCUGCAGCUCACUCUACAAAAUUGAAGGAUGCUUCCUCACAGCAGACAGAAACUUUUAUAAUCAGUCGGAUGGGGUUGUCAUGCAUCACAGAGAGAUCUCCAGUGACCUUUCCAACCUGCCGCAUCUCCAGCGACCACAUUUCCAAAAGUGGAUAUGGAUGAACAUGGAGUCGCCGUCACAUUCGUCCAUGAUCCCUGGAAUGGAUAACUUGUUCAAUCUGACUCUCAAUUAUCGCCGCGACGCUGACAUUGAAGUUCCUUAUGGAUCCCUAAUAGCAAGAGAGACUGAAGAGAACUUUGUUCCACCUACAAAGGACAAGGUGGUUUGCUGGAUUGUUAGCAACUGGGACGUGAGCCAUUUGCGGUCAAAAUAUUAUUUCCAACUUCAAAGGCACAUUGCUGUUCGUGUAUAUGGGAAUGCCUUCAAUAAGCAUCUUCCUGAUGAGGAUUAUGUUUCUACUCUGGCCAGCUGUAAGUUCUACUUGGCUUUCGAGAACUCGAUCCACAAGGACUACAUGACUGAGAAACUGUACAACCCGCUCUCUGUGGGCACAGUUCCGGUGGUUCUCGGCCCACCGAGGAAGAACUAUGAGAACUUUCUUCCAGGAGGUGCUUUCAUCCACAUUGAUGACUUUUCUUCAGCCAAGGAGCUGGCUGAGUACCUGCUGCUCCUGGACAAGAAUAAUGAAAUGUACCUCAGGUACUUUAAGUGGCAGCGGUACUUUAAAGUCAAGUCAGUCUAUUUCUGGGCGGAGCACACAUGCAAGGCUUGUGAUUAUCUAAAACGACAAAAGGCGUACCAGGCAUUCAAUAAUCUUAACAGGUGGUACUGGGGCUAAUAGUGCUAUGAAAGAGGAGAAGCUGCUGCUGAGACUGGGGGUCUGCUGCUGGGAGAAGGUGCUUGCACGUGUGAGAGUGUUUGGUGAGAAUAAACAGUUUCUGCACGAAAACUCCGUGUCCUCUCUGUCCUGUCG
Messenger RNA from Cololabis saira (Pacific saury), 1333 nucleotides. RefSeq names its product 4-galactosyl-N-acetylglucosaminide 3-alpha-L-fucosyltransferase 9-like. NCBI's taxonomy places the organism in Eukaryota, Metazoa, Chordata, Actinopteri, Beloniformes, Belonidae. Gene Ontology annotation, cellular component: membrane. Gene Ontology annotation, molecular function: alpha-(1->3)-fucosyltransferase activity. Bases 119 to 1198 code for a protein of 359 amino acids. The record is from RefSeq and is a predicted model, not a curated record. The transcript is spliced from 2 exons.